Triticum turgidum subsp. durum (durum wheat) is the source of this 1173-nucleotide messenger RNA. NCBI's taxonomy places the organism in Eukaryota, Viridiplantae, Streptophyta, Magnoliopsida, Poales, Poaceae. The record is from the annotation of a GenBank genome assembly.
AUGAGGAAGCCCGUGGAGUGCCCGGCGACGAAGUGCAGCGGUGGGGCGGCGCCAGGAAACAGCAAUGUGGCUGCAGCGGCGGCGAAGCUGCGGAAGGGGCUGUGGUCCCCGGAGGAGGACGAGAGGCUGGUGGCGUACAUGCUGCGGAGCGGGCAGGGGUCGUGGAGCGACGUGGCACGCAACGCCGGCCUGCAGCGGUGCGGCAAGAGCUGCCGCCUCCGGUGGAUCAACUACCUCCGUCCGGACCUCAAGCGCGGCGCCUUCUCGCCACAGGAGGAGGACCUCAUCGUCAACCUCCACGCCAUCCUCGGCAACAGAUGGUCUCAGAUCGCAGCCAGGUUACCGGGGCGCACCGACAACGAGAUCAAGAACUUCUGGAACUCCACUAUCAAGAAGCGGCUAAAGAUGAACUCGGCGGCUUCGUCUCCGGCGACCACGGAAUGUGCGUCACCCCCCGAGCCCAAGCUCGACGGCGGCAGUGCCAGCUGCCUCGACCUCACCAGCCUAGAGGAUGGGAGCCACCACGGAAUGAAGAGCAUGUGGCGGAUCGACUCAUCCUCCUCCCCCUCUUCGUCAUCGUCCAUACAGCAGCAGAGCCGACCGUCAACAAUGGCUCCGGCGGCAAACAGGGGCUAUGGGGGCCUCCUCCUGCCCCUCCCGAACCAAUUCUGCGGCGUCGCACCUUCUACCGACACGUCGGUGCCGCCGUUCUUCCACGACCAUUCAUCGUUUAAGCAGGUUUCUCCCUUGCGGACUGGUGGCUACUACCCCCACGGAAUGGCAAUGGAAAGAGGAGGCGGUUCCUGCUUCACGGGAGAAGAAGCUGUAGGCGGAGGAGGCGAACAUAGUGUCCUCUUCAACGUGCCACCUCUACUAGAGCCCAUGGCAGUAACAUUGCAAGACCAAACCUUAAUGGCAGCAACUGGUAACAGCGACGACAACCAUAGAAACAUUAACAGUACUGCUGAGGGCACCACACUGAGCAGCAAAAAUGGCUGCAACAUCAAUGACGACAACAACAGCAAGAACAACAUCAACAGUGUGGUCUCGUACUGGGAGCAGCAUGGCCACCAGCAGCACAUGAGCAGGAACGUAGUCAUGGGGGAGUGGGACUUGGAGGAGCUGAUGAAAGACGUGUCAUGCUUGCCUUUCCUUGAUUUCCAAGUUGAGUGA